GUGGGCCGCAGCCAGAACUACAAGAAGAUGAUGAGGUCGAAAACGACACCAACGAGACCGCUCCAAACAUCAGCUUGAAUGUCACGGUGACGAAGAGGCCAACCACUGUGCGAUCCAGCACGACCAGCUUCCUGGCGCCAACCACAACUGCUGGUCCGGACAAUUCCGAUGGUAUCGACGAGAAUGUUUCCGACGACAGCGACGAUGUGAAUGAGUCGGACAACGCUUCAACAACAACCCAGACAACGACAACUAGCAGCACCACAAGCACGACAACGUCCAGCACGACCACAAGCAGCACGAGCACAAGCACCAGCACCAGCUCCACCUCCACAACCACAUCAUCUUCUUCGACCACCUCCAGCUCCACUUCCACUACGACCUCUACAUCGUCCACCUCCACUUCUUCAUCCACUAGUUCCACAACCUCUUCCACGAGCAGCACCACCAUCACCAGCACCACAACCACUUCGUCUACCACAUCCACCGUUACUACAACCGAUGAGAAUGCCACUUGGUCGAAUUACACAGAUGACAAUGAGACGCUGGAGGAGAGAAUUCCAGACAUCAUCAAUGUGUGGGUGUCUGGCGGUGAUUUCUUUGUGAACAGGGAAGUUGGUUGGGACACGAAUUUUGUGACCACAGAGCCCGAGUACUUGUCCCGUCAUCUCAUACUGUGCCCGACUCCCGACGGCCUCUCCUGGCUGCAUAAAGGGGAAGACAUGGUCAAGCUGCGCGUGACGCUGAAUGGUCAGGAGUGGUCAGAUUCCUCUUUGGGGUUGACGGUUUUGCACAGAGACGUCGAGCCGGAAAUGGCUGAGGACCUAGUCCUUCAGCCAGACAUCCCACGGUUGGAGGUGCAGGGAAACCUCUCACACGAUCCCGAGUUACGAUUCAGGCUGGCUCAAGUGACACCCGUUGUGGGCCCUUCCUCUGGGGGUACCGACUUGACCCUUACCAUCACGACCUGGCCGCGGCUUCUUCCAGACUUCCACUUCGACUGCGUUAUUGGCUUGCAGAGGGUCCCUGCCACCUUAUUGCAAAUCCAAUCGUCUCCGGAUUUCCGCAGCUACACGCUGGGAUGCACUGUGCCCAUUGCUAUGAACAUCCCAAGGUUGACUGCCGCUGGCUGCACUUGCAAAAAAGUCUGGUUCACACCUUCCGGACAGAUGUGCGACAGCUCCUGUUGCAAUCCUGAUGGCGAUGCACCGAGGUCCUGGUGCGCAGUCGAACAGCCUUUAUGUCAGGGUGCCGACUGGGGCGUGUGCGACAGUGAAGAGGAUCCCAUGUUGGCCGGCAGCUACCCGGUCUGUGUGCGUGUCGUGCCAUCCUCUGCAGAGAAUGUCUUCGAGUAUGAGCCCUGCCAGCAUCGGUUCACCUACAUCAGGCAGCCCCAUGUCGACAGCGUGUCGCCGCGUUCUGGGCCAAACACAGGUGGCACAAACGUUUCCGUGCACGGACGGUACUUCCCCGAAGAGCGACUGGGUGGGCUCUUGUGCCGUUUCGGCAGUCAAGAAGCAGGAGCCAUAGCUCCGGGACGAUGGCUCAGCAGCCGGGAAAUCACUUGU
Messenger RNA from Symbiodinium necroappetens, 1568 nucleotides. NCBI's taxonomy places the organism in Eukaryota, Dinophyceae, Suessiales, Symbiodiniaceae. The record is from the annotation of a GenBank genome assembly.